AAUACAGCGUCUGGGAGUACACGAAAUCUUUCGAGUGAUGAUACGCAAGAAGAUAAAUCUAUCAAGGCUUCGGAUAAGCUUGAUAUAUUGUCAAAUCAAACGGAAGAUAGAACCGCUGAGUGCGAAGUAUGGAAAGAAUACCACGACUGUGGUCUCUUAUCGCCGGAGUUGGAGAUGUCUGUCCGCAAUCUACCUCCUCUCAGAUACAAAAUCGAGGAUCCCGAAGAUCCUGGGUUGAUGCUUUUCAAGGAUUUCAAGAAUUGGAAUGUAGAUCUCGAGUCUCUAAAGCGCAUCAUCACGUCCAAAGGCACGUCAAAAUGUGGCAAUCCUGCGCGUCUAGAUCCUUCUGGGUAUAGCGUUGUCAAAGCGGGCACGAGCGAGUAUAUUGGGUAUAAGGACAAGCCAUCUGUUUUUGUGAACGUUGGUGUUGUUGGGAACUCCUACCUAACCGGAGACGGGAAGCAGCUUGCAAACACCGACAAGUACAUGCGUGGAAUCUCGAUUACUGCAUUAGCAUACGAGUUCAACCGCCAGUUCUCGUUCAUGUUGAUGAUCACUGGAGAUGAUGAUGACUACGUACGAACAUCGUACGAUGUGGGUGAAUUGGAAUUCAACACACGACCCGGAGUACCUAUCUUCGACGGUACCAACCUCGAUGCUGUGGUUCUCGACGGGGCCGACUUUAAUCCUAACGUCUUGCCACGGUAUGAGGGCGGCGUGUCUGACAACAUGAUUGUAAUGGUCGGGUAUGCCAUCAAUCGCUGGAAGAGCCCUGGAAACGGAGCUACACACUCUGUCGAUGUCCGACUGAGUUUCAAUAUCGUCUACGUAGUUGUGUUGUGCGAGAAUUAG
Messenger RNA from Punctularia strigosozonata HHB-11173 SS5, 852 nucleotides. RefSeq lists its product as uncharacterized. NCBI's taxonomy places the organism in Eukaryota, Fungi, Basidiomycota, Agaricomycetes, Corticiales, Punctulariaceae. The record is from RefSeq and is a predicted model, not a curated record. The transcript is spliced from 8 exons. The annotation marks the transcript as partial.